Penicilliopsis zonata CBS 506.65 is the source of this 990-nucleotide messenger RNA. RefSeq lists its product as hypothetical. The coding region runs from base 1 to 990 and encodes 329 amino acids. Gene Ontology annotation, molecular function: RNA polymerase III core binding. NCBI's taxonomy places the organism in Eukaryota, Fungi, Ascomycota, Eurotiomycetes, Eurotiales, Aspergillaceae. The record is from RefSeq and is a predicted model, not a curated record. Gene Ontology annotation, biological process: negative regulation of transcription by RNA polymerase III. The transcript is spliced from 2 exons. Gene Ontology annotation, cellular component: nucleus.
AUGAAAUUUCUUCCUAUUCCGGAGUUCGAAGAUGUCACGACGUCGCUCAAUUUCGACACGGCAGACUGCCAUAUUGUUGGAGGGUGUGAUCUCUACACGACCAAGGCGGCUCGCGCCGAUCGCAAACUGUACAAGAACAUCGAGCAGUCGCUGGAAUCCCAGUACGAGUCUGUGCUGCGUCUCUCUGCCUCGUUGUCGCCGCCGAACGCGACCGAUGCCGCCGCGUCGCUGAACCUGUCUCGGUCGAGUCCUUUUGGCCCCCUGAGCGACCACUCGAGUCGACGGACAUUUGCCUACCUGAUCGCGACCCUGAAUGCGAGUCAUUCAGAUUAUGAUUUCUCGCAUGUCUUGCGGCCGUCGGACUUCCACCGUGAGAGGAACUUGAAGAAAGUGAUGAACAACAUCGACACGACGCUAUUCAACCUGCGGCCCCGCGAGCGGAUCGACGUGACGCCGCCCUCCCCGGUGACAGUGUCCGGAUCAUACAAUUCGAGCGCCUCGGCAACCUGGGGCCCGAGGAUGUGGCGCCUGGUGGAUCAGCAGAUGGAGCUGAACGAGUGCUCGAUCUACUCGUACUCGCCCGAGGAGGAUCCGUCCGACGCGGACGACGGCGCGAUCUGGAGCCUGCACUACUUCUUCUUCAACCGGCUGCGGAAACGCGUCUGUUACCUAUAUCUCCGCGCCAUCCCCAUCCUGAGCCAUACGCCGCCCGACCGGAUGGCCACGCCGACCGGCAAGCGGACCUACGAGGAGGGCUACCUGACACCCGACCUGAGCUCGGGCAAACGCGCUCGCUACUGGCUUGGCGAGCGGUCCAAUCUCAUCCGGCAGGACAGCGAAAGCGACGAGGAGCCGGAGUCGUCGAUGCCCCGAAUGAUCGAAGAUUCAGACCACUACCUGCUCAGUGACGAGGAGUUCCGCUCGCGAUCCGUGAGUAAAGGCACUGUCCGUGCAAUGAGCGAGGAGAUUGCCGACUCAAUGGAGGUCUAA